Molecule: messenger RNA, 1322 nt
Organism: Bolinopsis microptera
Lineage: Eukaryota; Metazoa; Ctenophora; Tentaculata; Lobata; Bolinopsidae
Exons: 2
Coding region: 202-588 (128 amino acids)
Source: RefSeq, a predicted model, not a curated record
AGUGUCGCUCUUUGUCCAUCAGUUAUUGUCGUUGAAUUGCCCUUUUUGUUCAUUUGAUCAGCUUGUACUUUACACCCCUUGUACUUUACACCCUUUGACCACUUUUCUCGCGAAAGUUGACCUUUGAACUCUCACUCGAACUUGUGAAUUUGAAAAACAAGCCGCAGACCCUCCCUUGUGUUCCAUCUUUAACCCACCACGAUGAAGCUGAUGGAACUGAUCGGAGAACCUGUCGAGUUGACCCCGAGAUCCUCAUACCCUCCAACUAAUCUAGAUAUCCUGAAACACAUUACCUUUAAGAGGCGACAAUUCAGGAAGUCUGUCUACCCUGGCUCUCACUUGUUUCUGAGUAUCUCGGAGGAGCUUAUGAGCAUGUGUCCUGGAGACAUCUCUCCUUAUCCUAAACUUUAUAUUUUCUUGAAAAUAGAUCGUCUAGAAAAGAAGCUUCAGAACAUAAAGAAGUUACCCGACAUUGGCAGACCAGCUGCACUACGAUUCAUAGAGGAGCUCAGCAAACCAUUCACUGUCGGGAGAACAGGACAAACUGCAGCUCGAAGUGGACAUUCUGCUAAGAGAACGAAACGGUGAUGAUGGUCAAAUUAUGGAAAAGAGGUUUUCUAAAUGACCAAGCAUUGGAUGAACUGUCCAGAAAACACGAUUUUUUCUACCCCGAAAGAGCGAUUUCUGACAAUGAAAAUAUACUAGGAUUAGAAACUAGAAGAUGCCUCGCUCUAAUCUCAUAGAUUAAAUAAGGAAUACAGAUAAUGAUAUGUACUACAUGUCUCGGUAUUAUUCAGUUUUAACAGAAUACAGUUGUUCUUUCAUAGUUGGAUGAUAUGUUUCACUUCUAUUUGUUCCAUAUUAGUUAUUAUAUCUAACACCGUAAAGCUAAAGCUUUCUUUUGACUGUCGUCGAAUCAUAUUAAUUUUCCAACCUUUAUUGAAAGCUGUACAUAAAAUUCUUCUAGUUCCAAUUCCGAAACCAAGUAAUCAAUAUUGCCAUCGAAGGUUUCCUUUUUGGAUAAUCUUGUUCUUGUGACCUGUAGCUAUAUUUGUCAAAUUGGUUCGUAAGAUUAAAGUUUAUCCGAAUAAAUGCAGAGUAUUUUCUUGUCGAGUAUUUUCUUGUCGAGUACUAAUGAUUAACCAGGUCCACAGCUUGGAACAUCACUUACCAGCGGGCUGAUUGUAGAAUGUUGUGACAUGAAUCCGUAUUAUUUUAUGAAAAUGGGUCAGUUGUAAAGUGAUCUCAAAGAGGCCAGUUGAAGUUCGCUGCAAUGUAAAGUUUUAAUACUUUCAACACUACUAUAUAACAAAUAAUUUGAG